AUGUCCACAUCGAAUUUUAAGAAUAAAUGUGUGACUCAAAUAAACUGCAUAUAUUGUGAUAAUCUGCUCUGCACGAGAGGAAUGAAAGCCGUUCUUUUAGCAGAUACUGAAAUUGAACUCUUCUCAACCGACAUACCCCCUAACAGAACAGUGGAUUUUGUAGCAGGUUGCUACUCUACAGAGAGCUGUAACUGCAAACUACGAGACAUCGCGUGCUUGAAGUGUGGAAAUGUUGUAGGCUAUCACGUGGUGGCCCCAUGCAAGCCGUGCCUGCUCUCCUGUAACAAUGGUCACUUCUGGAUGUUCAACAGUGAAGCUGUGUCCACUAUCAACAGACUUGACGCAUCAGGGCUUAACCUGCUGCUGUGGGGAGACUUGCCAGAACUUGAAGGCAGUGAGGAUGAGAGCCUGGACAGUCACUCAGAUGAAGAGUGUCUCAGAUAG
Chanos chanos (milkfish) is the source of this 444-nucleotide messenger RNA. Its product is annotated as protein FAM72A. The transcript has 4 exons. Bases 1 to 444 code for a protein of 147 amino acids. NCBI's taxonomy places the organism in Eukaryota, Metazoa, Chordata, Actinopteri, Gonorynchiformes, Chanidae. The record is from RefSeq and is a predicted model, not a curated record. Gene Ontology annotation, cellular component: cytosol.